GGGAGAAGCAGGGAGCCAGAAGGGAGCAUGGUCCGGUUCCUGCACCAGCACUUCACACACAGCCAUCUCCUGCACUGCCAGAUCCCCCUGUUCAUCCCUGGGCACUCAGGUGACACAAACAGACCCUCUUCAUCACCAUCACCUUGACAGCCAGGGCCAGGCUCCCUGCAAGCUUUUUCUGGGAUUCUUCAGCUGAUUUUUACUGUCAGUGAAUAAGCGCUAGCUGAGCAUCUAACGGGAGAUCUACCACCAACACACAGAAAGUCUGCUACUGUUCUUUCUUUUUUUUUUUGUUACAUUCAUUUCUUUAUUUUUUUCUGCAAUUGUUUUUUUUAUAAUUUCCUCUGCUGAUCACUGGAAACCAAGGAUAGGAGCUGCUUUCCCCUGGAGGCCAUGUGAAGCUGUGGUCGGUGAAAGGUAGCAGAACUUACAUCACAACAGGAAUAACACAAAUCUAACUCUGAAGAAGCAGAAUUUAGCGAUUUAUGAAGGAAAUGUAACUCCCGAAGGAGGUGCUGUGCUGAACUGCAAAACCGCAAAUCAUCUGCUAGAUACAUUAUAUAAGACGUUUUGGAGAGGAAGUAGCUACAGCAAAACACUUGGAUAAUGUCACGGCAGCUUAGCCGUUUCGAGAGAGAUUUCUGUGGAGGUUGGGAGCGAUGGGAGUGGAGCCCUAGCGGUAACCAUGUGAAUACUAGUAAUGUGAACAAUACAUCUAACACUAAUGGCAACAAUAGACCAGGACUACUACCCUUGCCAAUUGUACCAUCUCGUCUUCCUACACCAACAUCUAUGACUUCCGCUACACUGGGCAGUGACGCAGUGACAGGUGUUGCCAGCAAUCCGUCAUCAGCUUCUGCCUCCAAAACCCCACUACUUUCCAAAACUGAGAAACAGGCACAGGGGCAGCUGCAUGCAACCAGCGUAAGAUGGGGACAAACUCCAAUCAACCAGUCAACACCUUGGGAUACAGAGGAGCCCCCAUCUAAGCAGAUGAGGAAAGUUGAAAACCCAGGUACUCCACCUUGGGCCACUACCGUCACUGCAGGCUCCCAGGCAUCUCUUAUCGCUCACACAUACGGAAUGACACAGCCACCUAUAUAUAGUCAAGCUGCCAAUGUCCAGGCUCCCAUCAUUGGUGUCACCCCAACACUGCCCCCACAUGUGGCUCCUCAACUUCCUCUAGUGACAGCUCAUUAUCAACUGCAGCAACACCCACAGCCGGCACAACCAUUGAACAACAUGGUGGUAAAUCUACAAAGCCAAACCAUGUACAGGCAUAGCCAGCCAAUGGCUAUGUCCUCUCUGACUGGGGUUGGUCAGGUUCCUCACCCAGGUCACACUGCUGUUGGUAAUGGCCACAUGACUUGUCCCAUCCUGCCUCCUCCUCCACCUGCUCUGCCUUCAGCAGCAUUGCCUAACGGUGUACCAGCUACAAACGGACAAACUGCUCCCCAGCUCCCUCCCAGCCAAACUACUAUCCCAGACAGUACAAAUGGAGUUCAGAUGCUCAGGACAAUUGGUAUGGGGAAGUAUGAAUUCACAGACCCCUGGUACCCAAAAGAAAUGUUGAAGGAGUUGAAUCAACAGCGCAGAUCGAAAGAGUUUACAGACCUGAAAAUUGUUGUUGAAGGCAAAACGUUUGAAGUCCAUCAAAAUAUUCUAGCUUCAUGCAGCUUGUAUUUCAAGGAGCUGAUUAAAAGGUCAUUACGGGAUUCUGCAAAAAGUGGAGAGAAACUGGAGUUAUCGAUGACUAACAUAAACGCUGAAGUCCUGGAAUUACUUUUGGAAUUUGUAUAUACUGGUUCCUUGAUCAUAGAUUCUGCCAAUGCUAAAAUACUUCUGGAGGCUGCAAGCAAGUUUCAGUUUCACACUUUUUGUAAAGUUUGUGUCUCUUUUCUAGAAAAGCAACUCACAGCCAGUAACUGCCUGGGAAUAUUAGCUAUGGCUGAAGCAAUGCAGUGCGGGGAGCUCUGUAACAUGGCAAAGGCUUAUGCGCUGCAGAACUUCCCAGAAGUGGCAAAUCAGGAGGAGAUCCUGAAUAUUUCCAAAGACGAUUUUGUCACCUACAUUUCAAAUGACAGCCUGAACACCAAAGCCGAAGAACUGGUGUACGAAACCGUGAUAAAAUGGAUAAAGAAGAACUCAGAGAGCAGAGCUCAGUAUUCUGCUGAAUUGUUGGCAGUCGUUCGGCUCCCUUUUAUCCAUCCCAGUUAUCUUCUCAAUGUUGUUGACAACGAGGAACUGAUAAAGUCAUCAGAGGCUUGCCGGGAUCUAGUCAAUGAAGCCAAAAGAUACCAUAUGCUUCCACAUGCUCGACAAGAGAUGCAAACUCCAAGGACCAGGCCAAGACUUUCAGCAGGUGUGGCUGAGGUGGUUGUUCUUGUAGGAGGGCGACAGAUGAUAGGAAUGAAUCAGAGAACGCUAACAGCUGUCACCUGUUUAAAUCUGCAAAUUAAUAAAUGGUACCCACUUGCCAGUCUGCCGUUUUAUGACCGUGAAUUUUUCAGUGUUGUAUGUGCUGGAGACAACAUUUACCUGUCAGGUGGAAUGGAAUCAGGUGUUACGCUUGCAGAUGUCUGGUGCUAUAUGUCUUUACUUGACAACUGGAAUCUAGUGUCAAGGAUGAUUGUACCAAGAUGUCGACACAACAGUCUUGUAUAUGAUGGAAAAAUUUACACCAUCGGAGGUCUUGGAGUAGCCGGCAAUGUUGACCACGUUGAAAGAUAUGACACAAUUAUCAACCAGUGGGAGACAGUAGCCCCACUUCCUAAACCGGUGCACUCUGCAGCUGCCACCGUGUGUGGUGGUAAAAUCUAUGUAUUUGGAGGGGUUAAUGAAGCAGGCAGAGCGGCUGGGGUGUUACAGUCCUAUAUACCCCAGACAAAUACAUGGAGCUUCAUAGAAUCACCUAUGAUAGAUAACAAAUAUGCCCCAGCGGUCACUCUCAAUGGUUUCAUCUUCAUUCUUGGAGGAGCUUAUGCCCGAGCCACUACAAUCUAUGACCCUGAGAAAGGCAGUAUAAAGGCUGGUCCGAACAUGAACCACUCCAGACAGUUCUGCAGUGCUGUGGUCCUGGAUGGAAAAAUAUAUGCCACAGGCGGCAUUGUUAGCAGCGAGGGACCUGCAUUGGGAAACAUGGAAUUCUACGAUCCAAAAUCAAACACAUGGACUCUAUUACACAAUAUGCCUUGCCCUCUUUUUCGCCACGGCUGCGUAGUGAUAAAGAAAUACAUUCAGAGCGGUUAAUGUCACAAAAACUCUACAACCAGAUUUUUUUUUUUCUUUUGGUGUUAUAAACCCUUUUAAGGGCAAAUAUAUUGGCUCUAAAGAGGUUAAUCAUCAAUUUCUGUGCUUUAGCAGCAUUGUAUUUUUAAGAAUUAGGGGAAAACAGACAAAGAACAUUUCCUUUUCCUCUGCAGGUUUUGAAUAAUGUCUACAUUGAAUGUAGAAAUUCAUCUUCACCUUUUGGUGAUGUUGGAGUGUUGGGCUCCAAAUUAUGUAUAUUACUGUAAUCUAAUGAAACAAAUUUGUCACUCAGUACCACAGUGGCACUUACUGAUAGUGUCAUUCUAGGUGCAAUAGAUCUCCAUAUUUUUUACUUUUUAGCAAAUGGGAUGGGUGAAUUAUAUGUAUUUCACAUAUAGAUGUGAGACUUGGAUUUUUUUAAGUGCUUGUUUCCUAAUAGAGUUGCUAGCAUACCAUUGCUGAGAAUAUUCAUAAGCCGUUCAUCUAAACUGGCUCUGCCCAUCCUCAUAAGACAAUAUAUAUAUAUAUUUAUAGCCAGUGGGAAGAGAAAAAAAACAGUUUGUCAAAAUAAAGAAAUUCAGGAUGAUGUGUCUCUAUCAUAUUUUUAUAAGCUAAGCUGUUCAAGAAAAAAUUUUGAAGCUACAUUCAAUACAUAAAUGUACGUGCACAACUGUGUGCUUCUGGUAGUAUAAGUAUGCUAAAGCUGUUAAAUUGAUGAAACACAUAGUAAACUCUUUGGUUUUAUCUGAAAAAUUACAGAUUUGGAGAUUGCAUUAAUGGCUUCUCUAUACUGUUAUGCAAGCCAGGCUGCAGAAUUAAAGAUAAUAUAUAUAUACACAGUGUUUUUUGUAAGAGAAAAGGUGCCGGUACUCACUGAAUAUUGAUUGAUUUAUUGUGCUCAGUAACUUUGAGAAAAGCAAAGGGACAAAGUUAUCUACAAUGUUUGAUAUAUUUUGCAGCCCCCUCUUGUGAAAACUAUAUAUAUAUUUACAUGAUGAUCACAAAUAUUACCUGUUAUGAGAUGGCAGAGGUGGUGGUACUCAGUAAUAGUGAGUGCCCCUUCAAAAAAAGCCCUAUAUAUAUUUUUUUUAUUAUUGUUUUUAUUUAAAGGGACAGUCUACACCAGAAUUUGUAUGGUUUUAAAAGAUAGAUAAUCCCUUUAUUACCCAUUCCCCAGUUUUGCAUAACCAACACAGUUCUAUUAAUACACUUUUUACCUCUGUGAUUAUCUUGUAUCUAAGCCUCUGCAAACUGCCCCUUAUUUCAGUUCUUUUUAAAGACUUGCAUUUUAGCCAAUCAAUGCUGGCUCCUAGGAACUCCACGUGCGUGAGCACAGUGUUAUUUAUAUGACACACAUGAACUAACACCCUCUAGUGGUGAAAAACUGUCAAAAUGCCCUGAGAUAAGAGGCAGCCUUCAAGGGCUUAGAAAUUAGCAUAUAAAGCACCUAGGUUUAGCUUUCAACUAAGAAUACCAAGAGAACAAAGAAAAAAUGGUGAUAGAAGUAAAUUGGAAAAAUUUUUAAAAUUACAUGCCCUAUCUGAAUAAGGAAAGUUUGUUUUGGACUAGACUGUCCCUUUGACUACAAUUAAGAAUUUGCUCUGUACUAAAAAAAAAAUCGGCCACCAAUGAUCAUAGAUUAUUACUACACAUAUACUAAAGUAAUACAUUGGAUCACCCCUGUGAACAUCCAGUAACAUAAAUAUAUAUAUUAUUUAUAGGUCUAACAUAAUAUAUACUCUAUAGGCUGCAUCUGUUAAACCCACUUGGCCGCCAGAAAGGACUGCAAUGUAUUGCUAAUUUUCUAUGCACUGCUUUGUCACCCUCUUCAGCAGCCACAGUGUCAAGAGAUGUUGUUCACAGCUUCCUUUUACUUUUGAAACUUUAAUAAGUUAUCUACAGCUUUGCAGCUGACGCAGAUUUUAUAGCUGUACCUAAAACUGAAGAGACCUGGACUAGGAGAGGAUCUCAGUAAGAAACGUUCACUCAAUAUGUUGGCUGCACAGUUCUAAAGCUGAAAAAAAGAAUUCAACAAAAAAGAUUACUUUAUUCUAAUAAUAAUAAUAUUCUAUAAAAAUUAUCAGGACAUGCCAUCUACUAAUUCCCAUUUAAACUAUCUUAAAUUAACUUUAUAUUUGAAUAAGCAUUAAUCUUAACUUAAAUGAACUGAUUUAUCAACUAGACUUGGGGUCUAUUUAACAAGGGCUGAAUGGCCCCUGUUCCCCUUGUUUCCGCACGAACCUUCAGACUCCCCCGAAAACAGGAGUUAAGAAGCAGCAGUCUUAAGCUCCUAAACUCAUAUGCCGCCUCUGAAGCGGCGUAUAGCAAUCCACCCUAUCAUGUACGAUCAGGCUGAUUGACACCCCCUGCUAGUGGCCGAUUGGCAGCGAAUCUACAGGAUGCGGUAUUGCACCAGCAAUUCACAAGAACUGCUGGUGCAAUGAUAAAUGACGACAGCGUAUGAUGUUGGCAUUUAUCAAUGUGCGGCGGACAUGGUUUGCUAUAGAGGAUCAUGUCUGUCCGCAUAUAUAUAAAUAGACCCCUUGAUCUGUGAAUGAUCUUUCAGCCCCAUCUAGAAACUCAGCAAAUAAAUAUAUUUUUGUUGUUGUAUUUAUUUUUGUACUUACUGCAACAACUAUAAUUUAAUCUAACUUUUCGAUGCCUACACAGUUACUCUUGUAGGUUUGUGAAUCAUAAUGCCAAAAAGGUACUUAAAAGGUUAUUUGCAAUCAUAAUAUGCACAUGAUUAGAUGGAGCUUAUUCACAAAAUGCUAUAAGUUUCUCCUGAUGAUAGCCAUAAAGAGUAUUAUUCUCUAAUUGUAAACCUCUAGAUUUCAUAUAUUAUUGUAUUAAGCAUAUUUUAUAUGUUUCUCAUACUUAAGUGGGUAGUUUUCUUAAAGUUACAUAGCACUGCAAAAAACAUUUUUAUUAAGUUUUUAUUUUCUGUGAAUCUGGCAUAUGAAGAUUUAAAAUAAUGACCUAAAAGGGCAAUAAUAUCAUUUUACCUUAUCUAAUAAAACAUAUGUUCUCCAAAUAAUAAUAUUAAUUACAUUAUUAAUGGACCACCAAGGUACAUGGCAAUAUUAUAGUUAACAGACCCUUCUGUAUAAUACAGAAAAAAUAGUCUACAAGUUAAAAACUAAAAGGGCUGUGGUAAUAAAAUUGUGGACUUGUAUUUUCAAUCUCAUUUAGAAAAUAAUUGAAAAUGGGAAUGCAAUCACUGAUGCAUAGGACUUUGGUCCCCAUUCCAAUCCAGUACAAUUCAAGUGCAGCAUGUCUUGCAUGUAUUUUUUGCAGGUUUUCAAAGCUAUUACAAUCCAUUAGAAAAAACUCACAGUAACCAAAAUUUGCAAAUGCAAUUUUUGUCAGGAUUUUUAGACUUUAUAAAUUCAGCAUCCUUGACAUAUUGAAAAAAAAUGUUUUAAUUAAAUAUGAUAACCAGGAUAUUCAUAAAUAGGAGCAAUUAUGUGCUUUGAAGUCUAAAAUACUAAUUAUAAUUUUUAAGUUUAAAAUAUUACUCACUAUCUCUUACAAAUUUGUGAACUAUGGACUAAUUCAAAAGUUAACUAUCCCAAUAGAUUGGAAAAAGUUAGACAAACAAGAAAAAAUAUCACUUGGUCGUCCAUACAUUUUUAGCACAGGAAUUCUAAUGGAUUGGAUUAGGGGGCUUUAAAAAACAAAUCCAAACAUGUUUUUGUAAGAAUUUCUGCAUACUGAUAUCAUGGCCAUCCUUUCAAUUAUUAUAAUAAUAAUUAUUAUUAUUGUUUAUUUGUAUAGUGCCACAAAAUUCCGUAGCUGCAAAUCCAUCUUAAAGGGACAGUCUACACCAGAAUUUUUAUUGUUUGAAAAGAUAGAUAAUCCCUUUAUUACCCAUUCCCUAGUUUUGCAUAACCAACACAGUUAUAUAAAUCCACUUUUUAACCCUGUGAUUACCUUGUAUCUAAGCCUCUACAAACUGCCCCCUUAUUUCAGUUCUUUUGACAGCCAUCCAUUUUAGCCAAUCAGAGCUGGCUCACUGGAACUCCAUGUGCGUGAGCACAGUGUUAUCUAUAUGACAAACAUGAAAUUACACCCUCUAUUGGUGAAAAACUGUCAAAAUGCCCUGAGAGAAGAGGCGGCCUUCAAGGGCUUAGAAAUUAGCAUAUGAACCUCCUAGGUUUAUCUUUUAACUAAGAAUACCAAGAGAACAAAGCAAAAUUGGAGAUAAAAGUAAAUUGGAAAAUUGUUUAAAAUUACAUUCUCUUUCUGAAUCAUGAAAGUUUAUUUUGGACUAGACUGUCCCUUUAAGCACAAAUGAAUACAGGCCAAGUAGAACAUACUUCGUAGAAAACCAACUGAUAUGUAUUAUGAAUGAUUUUCAUACAAAGGGAAUUUUCUUUUAAACAAUUCAUCUGUGUGAAUAUGUUGUCUAUGAUUCAUUGGUGCCCAUAGGCAAGUUAAAAAGAAAUUCUGCAAGAAUACAUAUUCCUAGAGCAUAAUAAAACCAAUGCAUUUAUUGACUAAGUAGAUCUGCAAUUUUCCCUCAUUGGGAUUAAAAACAAAUACUUAAAAAAUACUUUUUUCUUCUCCACGUCUUUAAGUUUGCUGAUAAAUUCUGUUUACACAUCAAAGCUUAUUUUGACAAACUGUUUAUUAUACAUUGUAUUUUGAAGUAUUGUUUAGGCUAAAAAAUUUACAGUAAAAGUCUAGUCUUCCUGGAGUUCUCAACUAAUUUGAGUUUUCUUCUAUACAAAUUAAAUAUAUAAUUGAAAUAUAUUUUCAAACAGUGUUUUGGACUUAAAGUUUGUUCUUCUAAUGUCCUACAGUAGAUACAAACAUUGCUACCCACUUCAAUACAUAUUCAGAAAUCAUACUGAAAAUGUUUUUUAGUUUUAAAUUGACUAUCUUACUAAAAAAAUAUUUUUAUAUUCAUUUCAAUCUAGUUACCAUAUCAGCGCUUAACACUGACAUUACAUCAGAUCCACAGAAAGUGUCAUUUACAACGAUUGUUGUAUAGUCCAGUGCAUUUAUACAAAAGGUAAUUACAAAAUAUCUAAAAGUGCACACGUUAUUACGAGUGUGUAGAUCCAUCGGGGGUUUCAUAGACAACAGUUUAGGGAUCUUGCUGAUUUAGAGUUUAAAGUUUGGCACCAAAACUGUAUAAAUUGCCUAACAACUCUUUUUGACAGCACUAUCCCUAACACUGUUAUUGGUGCUGGUUAAGUGCUAAAUUUGCUUUUGCUGCAUUGUUUGAAGUACUCUUUUUCCUUUUUUUUUUAUUGAUGAUCUUUAGAAAGAAUAAGCAAUAAGAUCCUUAAAUCCUCAUUGUUUAUAGAACCCAGUGACUGGAGGUAGACAGAAUUUAGUGCAAUAAGGCUCUAAAUCCUACAUACUUUCAAAUAAUGUAAUUCUCUCUACUUUCAGACUUAUGUUGAAAGUAUUUAUCAACUAUCUGAACACUACAACAUUUAUCAAAUCACUCGUAAACACAAUUACAUUCUGAAUGCUACUGUUUAAGGAUAAAUGGAUAGUAAGUCAAAUUUAUUGUCCCUAAAGAUCUUAUGGUGGGUCAUGCAGAAGGUAGAGAAAAUUUUUAUAUACUCCGGAAGAACUGUAUUUUGAUAUUGUCACAAAUUACUAAAAAGAUCUGACUGGCUUAAUAAAAUAUUUACAGAUCAUUUGCAGAUGAUGAAAAGUUUCCAUAUUUGUUUAGUAAUUGUUUCAUUAAAAGCUUUGGUUUUUUGGGAUCUGCUUUGUAUUUGUAAAAUAUUAGAAAAACAAUUUAAAUGUUAUGCUAUUGUUAUUAGUACAAAUACGAUAAAUGUCCUUAAACAUAGGCUAUAUACUGAAAUCUUUUUAAAUAUGUCAAUGACAUUGUUGGUCAUGCACCAUAGAGUGAUUUGGAAGGAGAAAAGUAUAUAUACAGGCUGACAUUAAUACCAGCACUCACGAUUAGCCUCAAGAAUACUUUAGUUCAUACAUAUUUAUCUAUUUCAAUAUAAAUGGAAACCAAAAAGUUUUGGAUGCCAAAUCUGUACACUAAACAUAUAUUUGAAUUGCAUUUUUUAUGCAAUGCUGUUUCUCACUGAUUUGUUGAUGCAAUGACCAGUCGUAUUCUACCACACCAGCUGGAUCUGCAAUAACAAACAUUUUUUUGAACAGGUAAUUCGAUUUUGCAGGAGGUUACCUGUUAAGAUCUUACCCUAAGACUUUGUCAGAAUAUCCAAAACCAAAUCAAGAAAAAGAAUGAGCCAGAGUUUUCCACAUUCAUAUUUUUUGUGGGUAGUCUAAACUUCCACUCACUACCCAAUCAAAUCAUUUCAUAGAUGCAAGUAGUAAUCCAACAUGGAAUAAAAAAUAUUUAUAAGAGAAAGUCCUUAUGAGAAUUAAGGAUUGUAACCUUUCUAUUAUAUAUUUUUUGUUAUAUUUACUCUUUAAAUGAAAAAGCACAACUAAACUAAGUACCUUCUACUUCCUACUAAGGUUGAAUUUUCAGCUGGGAUCACAAGCUUAAAUCGGCUUGGAGCUGGCUGUUUUUCGAGUUGGUGUGUCUCUUACCUCCAAAGGAGGUGCAAGCAUACAAGACAGACUCCGUACAUAUGGUUCUAGUUACAGUCAUGCAUUUACUCACACAGAAACAAAUCUAAAUGUUUCUGUGAAUAAUAGAACAAAACAGGGUUAUCUGUAAUGGUAUUGUACAUAGUUUAUGUUAAUGGUUAAGAUCUUGUUAUAUUACAAUAAAUAUAUUUAUAGACCUAGACUGAUGGCUUGUUCAUUCUUCCAACCACAAUAAAUGAUUUGAAAACAUCUAAAUAAAUUUAAA
Bombina bombina (fire-bellied toad) is the source of this 10051-nucleotide messenger RNA. RefSeq names its product kelch like family member 29 (gene KLHL29). Bases 607 to 3249 code for a protein of 880 amino acids. The record is from RefSeq and is a predicted model, not a curated record. The transcript is spliced from 15 exons. Lineage: Eukaryota; Metazoa; Chordata; Amphibia; Anura; Bombinatoridae. Gene Ontology annotation, molecular function: protein binding.